ACACGCGCCUCCACUCAGAGACGACUGCUCCAGGUCUGCCUUUUAUCCUCAUCCUCUGCCCGAACAAUUCUGAGAUGUCGGACUCAGUGAAAGAUAAACCGGUAAGCCCUGAAAACCCCCUGAGGUCGGACAGGAUCCACGUUAUCCUCAGAAGCGUCUCGGAGAGCAGAGCGUUCACCGUCAGAGGAGACUGCACCGUCACACAGCUGAAACUGUGUCUGUCAGAGCGGCUGCGUGUCCCAGCAGAGCAGCUGGUGCUGACCCACUCCGGACGGGUUCUCAGGGAGUCAGAACUCAUGAGUCACCUUAAAGAACAUGAAGGAUCGAUCAGCCUCUGCAUGAUUCUAAGGCCUGAACCUUCAUCUGCUCGGACCUCCAGUGAUCCAGUUUCAGAACCUGUUGAGUCAGAGGUAAAAGCUGGUCCUGACCCAGAGCCCAGCCAAACACCAACUCCCACCUCGCCACUCUGCUCAGCUGAGGGUUUGGACAGUCUUGGCUCGGAAAACAGCAGAUCCAGCUUUCUUACUGCCCUCUGGAGCCAAAUGGAGAGCCAGUUACCGAGUGACCCAGAACAGAUGCAUUGUGUUCUGGCCAGCCCACUGGUGCAGAACGCCCUCUGCACCUCCAGCCCUCAGCUAACAGGACAACGCUCUCUAACUAAUCCUCAAAUUCAGCAGCUCCUGACAACAAACCCUGAGGUGGAGGACAUGUUGAACAACCCAGAUGCCAUAGAGCAGGUCCUGGGACUCAUCAGGGAGCCUGAAAUGACAGGAGAGGUGAUACAAAAAGAAGACGGAGCUUUAGAAAACAUGUCCAUGGUGCAGGAUAACCCUGCAAACGCUGCUGUGCAUGUCCUUCAGACAAAUGAUGCAAAAAUGCAGCAACAGGAUCUUAAACAGACUCAGGAAUCAAUGUUUCCAUUAUUCACUACAUCAUAUGAGAGUCACCAGGGACCAGGAGGACGAACCAGCCCAACAUCACCUCCGUCCAAUGACUCCACAGAUUCCCUCAGAGAGCUGACUGCUUCUCCCAGAACCGGUUCUCUUAAUGCAGGUCUGCAGUCGCUCCUGCAGGAGGUCACAGCCAGUCCGGGUCUGAUGGAGACUCUGCUCUCUGGGCCGCACAUCAACUGUGUUCUGAACUGCCUCAGCCAGAACCCGGACUUUGCUGCACAGAUGCUGCUGAGCCAUCCCUUGUUCUCAGGAAAUGUUCAGCUGCAGGAGCAGAUGAAGCAGCACAUUCCUCUCUUUUUGCAGCAGAUGCAAAGUGGAGAGCUGCUGUCCAUGAUGCUGAACCCCAGAGCCAUGGAGGCUUUGCUACAGAUCCAACAGGGGCUGCAGACUCUGGCUGUAGAGGCUCCCUCCCUCGUGCCUGUUGCUGGACCUGGAACCAGUGCUGGUUCUGGUCUUACUGGUUCUCCUCAGCACCCAUCUGAUCCUAACCUGAACAACCAGACUGGCUGCCGUCCUCAGGACGACCCACUGACAGAGCAGCAGCAGUUUGUACAUCAGAUGCUAAAGGCACUGGCUAACACCAACAAUGGGGUCUGUCUUCAGGAAGAGGAGGAUUUCCAGGAGGAGCUGCAGCAGCUGAACUCAAUGGGCUUCAGAGACAGAAAGGCAAACCUUCAGGCCCUCAGCAGCUCAGGAGGAGACCUCUCCUCUGCUCUACACCUGCCCAGUCCUUAACAAUUCAUUUUCAGUUAUUAACAAGUGAAUUACAAAAAAAAAGAUGUAAUUGUAAGCCAUACUUAUACACAAGGUGUCAUCUAAUAUCUAUGUAGUGAUAAAUCACUGGCAGAAACAUGUAUCCACCAACACAACCGAGUAACAGUGCAGAGGUAGAUUAUAGGCGCUGACUAAACAGAACCCACAGGAGAAAGUAACACCUGUAUUUAACUGAAUUAUGGCAGGGAUCUACACCACAUAUUCAUAUUUUAGUAAACAAACCGAGUGUUUGAUAAGAACCAGAUGAAUUAUUUAACAGAAAAAUAGGAGUUUGUAGUGGAGAAAAAAAUAGAUUUCAUUUUGUCUGCUCUGCUACUUCAGUUCUACUGUCCAUGCAGUAGAUUCAUAGCAUCUACAUCAAUAUUUAAAAGCAGGUGAUUUAUUAUGAACGUCGGCACACGGUGAUGCCUCUUUGCUCUGUUACCUCCUGGUCACCAUCUCACAUACCAGGCAGGUGUCCUGUAAGCUCACACAUUUCAUGUGUUCCAGUCUAACCGAUUAAACCUCAAAUACAAUGAGUCGUGAUGCGUGUCCCGACACACCCAGGUUGUUCAUGUGUGUUAAUCACAGACUAAAGCAGGUGUGGUUAUGUAAACAUUAACAAAUGUUCACAUGUUGACAUUUAGCUAGAAAGAUAUUUAAUUGUACUUAAUAAAGAUAAACAUAGUUUUCAUCAUAAAGCAAAAAACAAACUCAGAAACAAGUUAGGACACCAUAACAGUAUUACCUGUUUUAGUUGUAAUAACUCCUGUGAGGUGCUUCUUUUAGAAGCUUUACUCCACUUUUUACUUUGAGAGAUUUCUUUGAGCAUCUUGUGCUCCACUCUCAGAGCCAACCUGUUUGGAAAGCCAGUCCUGAACAUUUAAAGUAUCUUCUCUUCAGUUUGUAUUGAUUUUUUUUUUUACAAAUAUAUUUAUUUCAGUGUUGUUAAAAUUGUUAUUUAAUGUCAAUAUAUUUAUUGAUAAUAAAUGUCCAUAUAUCUACCACAUAAUCAUAAAUGUAACGUUCUAGAUAAAACAUGCUUUGAUGUAUUUAUUUUUCUUGUCCAACAAGGAAAAAAAAACACUUUUUUUACAAUAUAAUUCUUCUUAAAUCAGCUACCUGCUGAGUAGAAGCCAACAUAACGUUAUACAGUAGAUAUGACACUUAAAUACAAUUUGGUGAACUUAUUUUAUUUUGAAGACAAGCUUACUGUAGUAUAUUAAAUAUUAUAUGUUACUGUGAGAUAUUAUAGUUGUUUUUCUUUUGUCUAAAUCGCAUCAUCAAACAUUACCAGCUGUAUUCUUUCAUCUCCUUUGAUGAAAUUUUAAAGUACUGAAGAUGAAACAUACUUGUAUUUGUUGCGGUACUGUUAGUAUUAUUUAACCAAUAUCAGCUCAAGGGGUUAUUUCCAGAAAAACGUCUCUGUUUUUUUUUUCUUCCAAAAAGAGAGAUGUAUUUUGCUGUUUUAUGGUUGAUUUUAAUGUUUUAAUCAGUCACACAAAACCAAACAAGUAAAUGUAUUAUGGUAGCUCUGUGA
Molecule: messenger RNA, 3246 nt
Organism: Xiphophorus couchianus (Monterrey platyfish)
Lineage: Eukaryota; Metazoa; Chordata; Actinopteri; Cyprinodontiformes; Poeciliidae
Product: ubiquilin-1
Exons: 11
Coding region: 75-1688 (537 amino acids)
Biological process (GO): ubiquitin-dependent protein catabolic process
Cellular component (GO): cytosol
Molecular function (GO): polyubiquitin modification-dependent protein binding
Source: RefSeq, a predicted model, not a curated record